This is a messenger RNA of Trichobilharzia regenti, 2333 nucleotides long. The record is from the annotation of a GenBank genome assembly. Lineage: Eukaryota; Metazoa; Platyhelminthes; Trematoda; Strigeidida; Schistosomatidae.
AUGGGAAAUUGUAUUCCAUCGAGUAUCGAUAUAAGCAAUAUGGUUAAAGCACCACAAGUUGUGCAAUUAAUGGACAAAUCACAUUUUGUCGAAAGCAAAGAUUCUCAAAGCCACUUUUUGCGUAUUUUCUCGCGCCACAUAAUUAAUUCAGAAAAAAGUGAUGACACUUCUUGUUCUACUUCAUUUGAGAGUGAAGAACUGCUACAAAAGGAAGGAAACGGUAUUGAAUUUGGAUGUCCAAGUCCCUCAAAGAUUUCAAGUAUAUUAAAUAAUCGAGGUUUGCCUGAAUCAUUUAAAAAAACAGACCUUACAAUUCUGGGCAGAGUAAGCAAAACGCAGGAACACUUAUCCCUAGCAACUGAUUUCGUCAAAAAUAUGAAACUUAAACUUUCAGGAAAUAAAUCAAAGUGUUUCAGUAAUGAAGACAGUGGAAUGGAAAGUUAUUCACCUAAUUCUUCUUCUAAUACCAUAUACUUGUGUUACGAUCACAGUAAAAUCAGAUCAAACGAAUCUUCAUUCCCCUCAUGUAUGGAUGACGUAACUGCUCGUUGUACCAAAAGCGAAGUGGAUAUUACUCCAAUAAAAAAAGAACAAUUCGUACAAGAUCGACUGAUAAUAAAUACAACACAUAUUCCUUCAACGAUAGGGGAAUUGUCGACACAGAAAUGUAACUAUAAAAUUUCAACAGAAACUGAAAAAAAACAGGGAAAUGUAAUACCUUUCUAUGAAGAAUGCUUAUAUGAAAAAAAGCGAAGCAAAGUAACAGAAGAGAUGAUGGAUAGUUCAAGUGACUAUUCACAGUCGUUUUCUAGUCGACCAUUUGUGGCUGUAGCUAAAGCAACCUAUGCUCGAAAAUAUGCCCACGAAUUAAGCGUUUCAGAAGGGGAAAGGCUACUGGUGCUUAAUCAUAUAUCCAUUCCAAAUGAAAGUGCAGAGCAGAAGGUAUACCUAGGAGCGUAUAGCAGUGAACUUUGGCUUGUUGAACGAAUUGAAUUACAGCAUAUGUUUAAUCAGGGUUCCCGUAAAGGACUAGUACCAGGAAGGUAUUUGGAAAAAAUAAGUAAUUCACCGACUACGCACAUAUCUUGGUCUGAUAUUGACAGAGCUGAAGCAGACCGUUUGUUGCUUCUGAUGGGUAACCCUUCAGGAACAUAUAUCUUACGUCCUUCAUCAGAUUCAGAUAACACAUAUGCUCUUUCGAUACGCUAUCUGGAUCAGUCAACACUCUUAUGGUCAGUGAAACACUAUCGAAUACGACUGCGACUAGCGGAUGAAACUUACUAUAUUUUCCGUCGUAUCUCAUUUCCUACUAUUGAUCAACUUCUCGCACACUAUACAGUCAGUGCGGAUGGAAUCGCUUGUUGUCUAACAAUACCUUACCCAAAGAUUUAUGAACCACCCUCAAACUUGUCAUUGUUGGAAGUGAAUAGAAAUAAUUUCACCCUCAAUAAAAAACUGGGUCAAGGAAGUUUUGGAGAAGUGUGGCAAGCCACAUGGAAUAAUCGAAUGUCUGUGGCAGUAAAAAAGUUGCUUGGGAAUGGCAAUAUGGAUAGAGUACUAUUUUUGAACGAAGCUGAGCUUAUGCAUCGCUUGAAUCAUCCGCAUGUAGUUCAACUUUUAGCUGUAUGCACAAUGCCUGAGGAACAGCCAACUUAUCUUGUAACUGAAUUGAUGGAAAACGGAUCUUUAAAACAGUAUAUGCAGAAGCUCGACCCUAAAAAGAAUACAUUAAAAAACCUUCUUUCUAUGAUGAAGGAUGUCGCAAUGGGAAUGAUGUAUCUUGAGGAACAGCAUUAUGUUCAUCGUGACCUUAGAUCAAGCAACGUACUGGUUGACAGCAAUUACAAAUUGAAAGUGGCAGACUUUGGUCUGGCUCAUUUACUAAAUGAUUCAGACGAAUACGUCGGAACAUUACUUACCAAAUUCCCUGUACGGUGGACAGCUCCAGAAGGUAUUUUAAAGCAAGCAUAUUCAAUAAAGUCAGACAUCUGGUCAUUUGGUGUACUUAUUUAUGAAAUUCUGACCUUUUGCGAAUUACCUUAUAAAGAGUUGAGCGCUCAGGAAGUUAGAACACGUGUCUGUUCAGGUUACAGAUUACCUCGUCCAGAGAUGAAAAUUCCAGUAGCAAAACCUUUGUUAGCUGCAGAUGAUCACUAUGAAGUACCCAAACUCAGGAAUACCAAUAACUUUAUGUGUCCCAUAGGUUUAUACAAUAAAAUACUUGAAUGCUGGAAUAUUCUACCAGAAAAGAGACCAUCAUUUAAUUCAUUACACUGUUUUAUCGAUGAAAUGUUAUCGAAGGAAAGUGAAGCCAAUUUUUAAAUUAAUACGCU